Messenger RNA from Xiphophorus maculatus (southern platyfish), 3111 nucleotides. RefSeq names its product sex comb on midleg-like protein 4. Gene Ontology annotation, molecular function: protein binding. The record is from RefSeq and is a predicted model, not a curated record. NCBI's taxonomy places the organism in Eukaryota, Metazoa, Chordata, Actinopteri, Cyprinodontiformes, Poeciliidae. The transcript is spliced from 8 exons. Bases 197 to 1459 code for a protein of 420 amino acids.
ACACACACACAUAUUGUCACUCGCUCACUGUCUGUCAGUGUCUGCUGUACACACACACACGUACAGUAUUACAGUGGAAUCCGCCUUGCUUUCAUAUAGGCGCUCUGCUAUUGGAGGCAGGGAGGAGAGCCAGCAGCAGCAGCAGCAGCAGCAGCCCGGAGCGCGGGGAUACUCCACAUCUCCACAUCUGCUUCGGAUGCUCCAGAUGAGUGUACUUGCUGCAGCGGCACAGAAGUCAGACAGCAGCAGCAGCAACGGUGACAUGCAGUCGGCCGCAGUGGCUCCCUCCUUCAUCCCCAGCCAGCCGGGGAAGAUACCGGGCAGGAAGAGGGGCAGGCCCCCUCUCCGCAGCGUGGCCAAGAUGGAUUUCCCCAACCGGUACCCCGAGUCGCUGCCGCCGCUCAAAGUGCCGAAGAAGAGGGGGAGAAAGCCGGGCUUCAAGCUCAAACCGCGGAUGGUGAUGACCCCUCUGGCUAUUUCUCCACCCAGCAGCACGCCCGAGCCUGAUAUGAGCUCCAUCCCUCAGGACGCCGCCACCAUCCCCCAUUCUGCCACAGCCCAGGUGCUAACAGUUUGCAUCUACAUCAACAAGCAGGCCAACACGGGCCCCAACCUGGAUAGGAAGAAGAUCCAGCAGCUUCCCGAUCACUUCGGACCCGACCGGCCGUCCGUAGUGCUGCAGCAGGCCGUCCAGGGCUGCAUCGACAGCGCCUUCCAGCAAAAAACCGUGUUCACUCUCCUCACGCAAGGCUACGGAGGAGAAAAAAUAUCAGGUGCUGUACCAAGACCUCGACCAGCCACAUUUGAUGGGAAGCAGCAUCUUUUGAGCCUCCCUGUGGUGAACAGCAUCGACUAUGUGCUUCGUUUCCUCAAGAAGCUCUGUCGCAGCCUGCACUGUGAAAACCUCUUCAGCGAUCAGCCCAUUAGCCAGCGCAGCGGUGGAUCCUAUCACUCAGACGCUGAGACGUCUGUGGCCGACGACUAUCAUGGAGACCAGUCAGAAGGCAAGCGCUACUCCAUCGACCACGGCGAUUCCGCCUUCGGCUCCAUCAGCUCGUCCUACUCCUCCAAGUCCUCCUACGGGUUUCGCUCUUCGCAGCAGUUCUCCGGCAGCUUGGGCUCCGUGAGCAUGUGCAGGCAGCCGGCCUCCAGCCCCAACAUGUUCCCGGACGGCAACAGGACGGGAGGAUAUAAUGUGUCUCCAGAAUCCCAGGAAUCCAAAGCUCCGGCCAAUAAGGACCCGACCACGUGGUCUGUGGAGGACGUGGUUUGGUUCAUCAGAGAUGCAGAUCCCCAGGCUCUGGGCCCACAUGCAGACAUCUUCAGGAAGCACGAGAUUGACGGAAACGCCUUGCUGCUCCUAAAGAGCGACAUGAUCAUGAAGUACCUCGGACUGAAGCUCGGGCCGGCCUUGAAGCUGUGCUACCACAUCGACAAACUAAAGCAGACCAAGUUCUGAAAACUGUGCCAAACCCGGUGUCCGGUAGAACAUUCUAGAGGGGUUCGGUUCUCUGGGCAGCCGGUCUGUGAUCCGAUGGGAGAGGAAAAAGUCUCCGUUUGAAUUAGGAUCCUUCUUAUGCUUUACAUUUUCAGCCUUUUAGAAACAUUUUUAGCAUAAGUUUUACCUCCGUUUUAGCAUUAAAUGGUCCUAAUGGGAUCGUAAAAGGGCAUUUCAGCGGAUGAAAACCUACAGAAAGUAAUUCAUUUAUGUUCCGAGAGGCUAAAAAUUAAAAACGUCUGCUGUUAGGGGGGAAAAUUUGAGUUUUAUUUAACCAACAGAGCAAAUCGAAGCAGACGGACAGCCAAAGAAUCUGAUCUGACACUUGUAGACUGAGAUUCCCAGAGGCUCACAGACCAGAAGACUCUUUCUGAACCAGUUUGCCAACAAUUUCAUGAUGUCACACGCAAUUACCACAAAUUCGCCUAUUGUUCUCUCUCUACCUGAUCUACGUUCGCAGAUCUCGACGUACAGUUCCAGUCAGAAGUCACUUAUCCUUAUCAUGGAUGCCUGAUAAAAUAUCUCUGUUAUGAUAUAUUUAACUAGAGACUAGUGAGGGUGUGUGUAUGUAAAUAUUUGAGUCUUAUUAGAGAAAAUCCACAACAAAUCCAAAGUUGUGGACCUAAUUUCUGUUUUAUGUUGUUCCAUUUUUUUCUAUUAUGGAAACAAAUUGGAAAAAAAAGAAAAGAAAUUAAAUGAUAAUAAAAUCAUUAAAUGCUCAAAAUUAUGCUAAUAUCAUUCUAAUGUCAUGUUCAUGGGUGGAGGUAAAUUUCUGACCAGAACUGUACAAUCUUGACUCUGAAAAACAUCUUUCACACAUGUAGCCCAAUAAGUAAAAAGAAGAUGUUUUUUUUCCACAACAAUCAUAAAUCACCAACCAAACAUGUUGUCAUCUUGUCUACUUAGCAGGCUCCAUACAUAACUGUACCAGUACUGAACAACGGCGCAUUUAAAGCAGCGUCGCAUUCGAUUCACAGGUUUAGAAAAUCCCUUUGAUACUAUUUUUUCACAUUACCGUAUUAGUAAUGGAUUUGUCAUUCUUUGUUUUUGUAUAACUCGAAUAUUUAAACAGUAUAGCAAAGCAAAAUAACGCAGAAUAUAAAGAAAAGAAAAUGACGGCACAGUCGGUGUGAUAUAUUUAUGUCUUAGAAUGCAAGAUUGUUACGUGCCGGUUAUCUCCGCUUCAUAUACUCUCAGAUGAAGUUUCUUGUUUUUCUAUUUUUUUAUUAUUUAAACAUUAGUGUCGAUACAGAAAGUUGCCAAAACACCUGAAACCCCUGACGCUUAUGUAAAUGCAUUUAUUAUUUAAUAUUGCUUUUGUAUGCCACUUUUGGUGGUACGGUAUGCGUCCUUUUCUAAAUGAUUAACCUUUGUAGGUGAACGCUGCUGUGAGAUGCUGCAGGUGAACCGUGUCCAGUGACAUUCAGACGGAGGCGUUUUGCUUUGAAAAUCACAGCGAGUAAGAGUUUUUAGGAGAGUCCGCUGAGGCUCUGCUGGUGCUACACUUUAUCUACGUAUUUAACUGUUUGCUUUUGUGUUUGUGAGAUCUCCAGAGGAUCUUCUGACUGUGCUGUACUGUAUGUGAGCAUUAAAACUCAACCAAGAGUCCCAAA